Molecule: messenger RNA, 849 nt
Organism: Nasonia vitripennis (jewel wasp)
Lineage: Eukaryota; Metazoa; Arthropoda; Insecta; Hymenoptera; Pteromalidae
Product: neuropeptide CCHamide-2
Exons: 4
Coding region: 377-760 (127 amino acids)
Biological process (GO): neuropeptide signaling pathway
Molecular function (GO): neuropeptide hormone activity
Source: RefSeq, a predicted model, not a curated record
CGCGCGGACUCUCGUCCCAUUCAAAACCACCUGCUCGCGGCGGAAGCAUCGAGAGGGACGUACACGAGCCGAAGCGACGCACUGUACUCACCGCCUGCUGCUUCUUCUUCUUCGUCUACUUCCUCGUCCUGCUGCCGCUGUUGCUGUUACUACAGUCGCCGGUUCGCGCACUCAUACAUCGCUUCCGAUCGGGCGGCAAGCACGGACUUGGCGCAAGGAGAGCUGCUGCUGCUUCACGGUAGAAAACAACGCGAGAGCAAUUAAGACAAGGGAGCUGACCGUGUAAUCGCAAGGAGUUCCAAAGAGAGACAGGGAGAAAGAGAGAGAGAGAGAGAGAGAGAGAGAGAGAGAGAGAGAGAGAGAGGAAGGUGCUGCGAUGGGUUCGACAUCAACUUCUUCGGCGCUAUUUUUAACGUUUUUGCUCAUCGCUUCCUUCAGCGUUGAGAUUUCCGCAAAACGUGGUUGUUCCGCUUUUGGACAUUCCUGCUACGGAGGACAUGGAAAACGCUCAUACUCCGAAUCAGUUGACUUGGAUCUGGCAAGAAAUAAAGAAGGAACUCAACAAAAUGACUACGAUUUGUCAAGGUCAAAUGCCGAGAGUGUGGCUCUUGUUCCGUCGCAGGGAUACAACCGACAGGAGCAACGCUCGAUCCAUUCGAUACAUGAACGUCCAAAUACAAAUUCUUGGUCUUUGUUCAUCAGAAAACUGCUGGUGCCGUACCGUCGUCCUUACAUGGCUUACUCUGAAUCUCAAAAAUGAAACAAUAAUACAAAAAUGUAAAUCCUUAUAAAUACGACGUUAUUAGAAAAAAAGAAUUCUUAAAUGAUUAAUAAAUAAUUUGACAGAAA